This is a messenger RNA of Bactrocera oleae (olive fruit fly), 6040 nucleotides long. RefSeq names its product von Willebrand factor A domain-containing protein c12.2 (gene c12.2). Gene Ontology annotation, cellular component: cytoplasm. The record is from RefSeq and is a predicted model, not a curated record. NCBI's taxonomy places the organism in Eukaryota, Metazoa, Arthropoda, Insecta, Diptera, Tephritidae. Gene Ontology annotation, molecular function: ATP hydrolysis activity; ATP binding.
CGAAUUCAUUUGAAACCGAGCGCUCUUGCAACCAUUCAAAGGAUUUGAAAGUGAAAAGGAAUGCUGAAAAGGGUAGCAGCGAGCUGUUACGAACAAGAACACAAAGCGUGCCACCCGAACACGAGUGGCACGGUCCCUUCGUCUUUCCUCGUCGUCCCCUCGCCCACAAUAAACUGGUAUGAGACUCUUUUGCGUCCCUGUCUGAAACGGCACAAUCAGCUGUUGAUGUUUACGUUUCAUAUUCCUUAAUUAUAAUAAACGUGCGUGAGUAGUGUGUUUUUGGUUUGGUGCUUCGUUAUCAUUUCAUUUAUUUAUUGACAAAUUAAAAUAUACAAAAGCGGCGUCGACUAAUAAUUAAAAUAAGAGUUUAGACAAAUUACAACAAUUUUCAAGUUUUCCAAAUUAGUGAAAUGCUUUUAUUAUUAAAUCGCAUAACAAAACCGACAAGUGCAUUGCUAUGGCAAAAUAUAAAGAUAAACGUGAAACCAUUUGCACCCGUUUUUAUGAAGUUCUAUAACACAACGUCAGAGGAAGCAAUGGCUGUUAGCGAUAAAACCAAAGUUACUAGUGAACGAAUUAAAAUCGGUGAUGUAAUCAAAGAUUUAAAACCACCAACGAAUCCAGAGCUAGUGCCACAAAAAUAUGUGCAAUACAACGAGGAUGGCACACUACAGCUAACACAAUCAGCGUUACAUCAUUUGCGUUGGAUGCUGCAGAAGGAUAUCUUAAAACAGGAUAUGUUUCUUAUUGGUCAGCCUGGUUCACUACGGCGGCAACUGGCCAUGCAAUAUCUAGAAUUAACGCAACGCGAAUUGGAGUAUAUAGCCUUAAGCAGAGACACCACCGAGAGCGAUCUGAAGCAGCGAAGAGAAAUUAAAGAUAAAGCUGCUAUUUAUUAUGAUCAGUGUGCUGUGCGUGCUGCGGUGAACGGCCGUGUUUUAGUGCUUGAUGGUGUGGAGCAUGCCGAGCGCAAUGUGUUGCCCAUAUUAAAUAAUUUGCUGGAAAAUCGUGAAAUGCAUUUAGAAAAUGGCAAAUUUCUAAUGGCACCCGAACGAUACGAUAAAUUGUUGGAGACUUACACAAAGGAGGAAUUGGACAAGUUAGGCGUGCUAAGAGUUUCUGAAGAUUUUCGUGUGGUUGCGCUUGGGCUGCCUACGCACAAGUAUAAAGGCACACCGUUGGAUCCACCUUUGCGUUCUCGUUUUCAAUCGCGUAAUGUGUCGCAUCUUGCAUUCGAAGAAAUGCUAAUCGAUCUACAGCAUGUUGCCCCAAAUGUAACUGUGGACCAGCUGAAGAGUUUAAUUAGUUUUGGUAUGGCAAUUCAAGCUGCUGAUCAGGCCGAUAAUCUGCCAGAUUUUGCACUAGACAAUCUUCAUUUGGUGGCUAAAAUGAUGCAACAAAAUCCGCACAUCAGCGUACAUGAUGCCAUUACACGCAUCUAUCCAUACCAAACAUGCAUGAAGAAAGAGCACAUUGAACGCGUAAAAACGUUAUUAAAUUCUUUAAAAAUCAAUCCAUUAGAAAGCAAACCUGUGAAAAGUAUUGCUGUAGCCAAACCGAACGAGCAGACGCCAGAUGUUUUGGAAUUCAAAAUCGACGAUGUCUCCAUCUCAGCAGCUGGCAGUCAUCGCGUAGUUGCACCGCAAAAGCUGCAAGAAUUCGUAGAUCUUGACCACCAACGCAAUGUCUUAGCAGCAAUGAUACAAACGAUUGCCGUGGGCGAUGUUUGUUUGAUUGGUCAAAAGGGUGUCGGAAAGAUGACGCUCACAAAUCAUUUGGUACACUUACUGAAUCAGUCGGUGGAGACAUUGAUACUCUAUGAGGAUAUGACAUCACGUGAUUUAAUACAACAACGCAUUACUUCGCCGGAGGGUGAUACAGUAUGGCGCGACUCGCCGCUAGUACGUGCUGCAAAAUAUGGCUCCAUCGCCGUGCUGAAUGGCGUGCAUCGUUUGCAUAAGAGUACGGUUACUUCGCUGCAACGUUUAAUACAAGAUCGUGAAUUGCAACUCUGUGACGGCACAAUAAUGCUACAUGCGGAUCGUUACAACGCACUCAUACAGCAGGGACACACUAAACUAGAAUUGGCCGAAAAGAAUAUAAUGAAAAUACACGAUUCAUUUCGCAUAAUUGCGCUGGGUGAGCCGCCCAAUCCUAGUCAACCGACACCAAACUGGCUUACAUCAGAAAUGCUAAGCCUAUUUCUCUUCCUUGAAGUUCGACCACUACGACAGAGUGAAGAGUAUGAAAUUAUACGCAAACUUUACGGAGAUGUUCAUGAGGAUAUACAUAAAAUCAUUAAUUUGUCACACAGUUUGCGUGAAACGCAUGACACCACACUUUCGAACCUCGCUGGUACAUUGUCGACACGUCAACUUUUGAAAAUCGCGCGACGCAUGUCAGCCUGCCCCGGCAGCAGCCAACAAGCGAGCACUUUAACCUCCGCCUAUGAUAUACUGCAGAAUACUUUUCUCGCCAAAUUCAUGCCCGCGCUGCCGCGCGCCGCACUUGAGGAUGCCAUAGCCCGUGCAGGCAUCGAGAAGAGCAGCGUACGCGCGGGCGUACGACGCGAAAUCAAUAUUGUGAACAAUGUGUUGACCAUAGGCAACACGACUAUGCCGUUGGUCGCCACAGAUGCCGAGUCGAAGGUGCCAAGCACGCUAUUCUAUGAGAUGCCACAACAUGUGGAGCUCUUGGAGCGCUUAUUACAAGAUUUCCUAAUUGGCGAUCACUUGCUGCUGGUGGGUAAUCAGGGUGUGGGCAAAAACAAGCUCAUCGACAAGCUGCUGCAGUUGAUGAAUAAGCCACGUGAGUACCUGCAAUUGCAUCGUGAUACGACUGUACAUAGCUUGACGGUGCAGUCGACACUACGCGAUGGUCAGGUCAUCUAUGAGGAUAGUCCGCUUGUAAAAGCCGUUAAGAGUGGGCAUAUAUUGGUUAUCGAUGAAGCCGAUAAAGCUCCCGUGAAUGUGACAUGUAUAUUGCGCACGCUCGUCGAGAAUGGCGAAAUGUUUCUCUCGGACGGCCGUAAAAUUGUGCCAGCCGGCGAAGCGGCAGCGGCUAGAGAUGCUGGUCAUACUGGUGAAAUCAUUGAAAUGCAGCCGAAUUUCCGUGUUAUAGUGCUGGCCAACAGACCGGGCUUUCCCUUUCUUGGCAAUGAUUUCUUCGCUUCCUUGGGUGACGUCUUCAGCUGUCACGCCGUUGAUAAUCCCUCACCUGAUUCAGAAAUAUAUCUCCUGCAGAAGUAUGGCCCCUCAGUACCGUUGAAAACGCUCGCUAUGCUGGUGAAUGCCUUCGGCGAACUGCGCACAAUGGCCGAUGAGGGGCUUUUAAACUAUCCAUACUCUACCAGAGAGGUGGUAAAUAUUGUUAAACAUUUGGAGAAAUACCCAAAUGAAUCCAUGUCCGAAUUGGUAGGCAAUGUAUUAGACUUUGACAAAUAUCAACCCGAGGCACUGGAACAGGUGACUACGGUUUUGUCCAAACAUGGUCUACCCAUCGAAGCCUAUGCACGUAACGAGCUGUUUGCAUUGCGUCGCAAGAAGGAAAUUCAACUGACGGUGGAGCGCAAGAGUGGUCUGGGUGUCUCCGAACCCAAAUACGGUAAAGUGGAUCCGAAAAAUGAGCCGCAUGUGGGUGGUAAUACUUGGGCCGGCGGCACCGGUGGUCGCGACACUGCUGGUCUCGGCGGCAAAGGUGGUCCGUUUCGUUUAGAUGCUGGGCACAAAGUUCAUCAACUCUCCGAUGCGGAGAAAGAUGAUAUACCUGAGGAAGUGAAGCGUGCAGCACGCGAAAUGAAUCGCAAGGCGUUCGAAGAUAAGUUGAAGGAGAUACGCAUGUCAGCGCAUGAUCAUCAAUUAUAUGCACAAUUCAGCGAACCCAUACGAAAACAAGUGCAACAGCUGAAAGCCGUUCUGGAGGCCAUGCAGACGCAGAGUAAGGAACGACAAUGGCAGAAAUAUCAAACACACGGCGAACUGGACGACACGCGUUUAAUUGAAGGUAUUACGGGCGAAAAGAACAUCUAUAGACGACGCGCUGAGGCCAAUCCAUGGGCCGAUCACGUGCAGGAAAAACCAAAUCGUUUGAAGUUAGUGGUCGAUGUUUCCGGUUCCAUGUACAGAUUCAAUGGUUACGACGGUCGUUUGGAUCGUGAACUCGAAGCCGUUGUCAUGGUUAUGGAAGCAUUCGAGGGAUUUGAGAAGAAAAUCGUUUACGACAUCGUUGGUCACAGCGGCGAAGGUUGGGAAAUACCUUUCGUUUGUGCUGGCAGUCCGCCGAAAACGGAUAAGGAACGUUUCGAGACCAUACGCAUGAUGCAUGCACAUUCGCAGUUCUGUUGGUCCGGUGAUAGCACGGUCAAGGCUAUUAAAGAAGCCGUGAACACAUUGUCGAACGAGGAGUACGACAACUCAAUCGUGGUCGUGCUUAGCGAUGCGAAUUUGUCACGUUACGGCAUACAACCGCGAGAAAUGGCGAAGGCGCUGAUGAAUGGUGAGCCCAAGGUUAAAGGUCACGUGCUAUUCAUUGGCAGUUUGGCAGAGGAGGCGGUUGAAAUAAAUGCACAAAUGCCAGCAGGUCACAGUUACGUCUGCAUGGACUUGACGAAGUUGCCACAAAUUCUCAAGCAAAUCUUCACAUCCUCAUUGUUGUGAUAACUUUUUACCGUUAAUUUGUAUAAAUAUGUUUCUUUAGCAAAUAUUAGUGUAAGUCGAAAGUAGUUGAAAUUUUAUAAAAUGUAAAUUUACUUUGCAUUGUGUGUAUAUAUGAUUGUGUAUACUUGUACAAGUAAAGUGUUGAUAGUUAUAUAUGUACAUACAUAUAUUUAAUACGACUAUAAUAUUUGUUGAAAAUCUUGUUUAUUUUUAUAACCAGUGAGUGCAUUUAAAAUUCUUUGUUAGUAUAUUUGUAAGUAAGAAGAAAAAAAAUUGAUAUAUUGAAAAAAAAAAUUUUAAGCAAGCUUUGAAAACUGACAUUUAUGUAAAUCGUUGUUAUUAUAAUUAUUUUCAGGUUUACCGAGGUUAACCGGUCUGCGUUAACCGAAAGCACACAGGUUUAUGUCCUACCAAUGAUUGUUCACAUAAAAUAAUUUACUAAUACUUUUUGGAAAGUAUUUUAUGCUGCAACAACAAUAACAAAAACAUCAUAUUUUCGCAGAGGCCGGAUUAAUUUCAAACAAUAAUUAAAUACCCUAUAUGUGGUUGGUUCUAUCUAAAUCCUUAUGGUUUGAACCAGAACUCUAAUUUUAAUCCAUUAAGGCCAUUAAAAAAUCUCAGAGUUGAAAAUUAUUUUCAUUAACAUAACUCCUUCUAGGUCAAAUAAAAGAGAGAGAAAGCGAAACCUUUUGGCGAUUUAUUUCUCAACAUAAUUUCUAAUUAGCUCAAUAAACUUGAUACAGUGAUGUUCCAACCUCUUUAGCUCAUCUGAAAAACUCGUUUUCUGGAGGUUUGUUAAGUAGGUAUUCUUGGCAGUGAUAACCUUCUCAUACGACAUAAAUGUUUCUUCGGCGAUUGACUUUUUUAAGCCUCGAAAUAUAAAGAAGGCGCACAGUGCCAAGCCUGAAGAAAUCCGUUAAUAAGGUACUAAUUUGACUGUGGCGACCACGGAGAUGUGAAAUGGUGCUUUGUCAUGAUUGUGUCAAAUCAAACCAAUAAUUGGCAUAUUAAGGCCCCAUGACCGUUUUGCUCUUGUCCAAAAAGACGAUGUAGAUCACGCCUUGUGAAUUCCAAAAUGCAUUCGCUUAAACGUCUAAAAGGACUUCGCCUUCUUCAGUGAAGGUCCGUCCUCUUUCGACUACUCCUUGAUCUCUCGUGUAUCGACGAACAUAAUAUGACACAGUAACUUAUUCGGAUUGUUCUUUCACAGCAUUACACAGUGCUGUGAAGUGGUCUUGCAGUAGAGCUUGUUAUCUGAAGAGAGAAGACGAGGCACCCAUCGCCCCGACAGCUUUCUCAUGUCCAAUAUUUUAUUAAACCAAUUUAUGACGGUCGUCGUCGAAGAAGAGUGGUCGCCGUAUACAGCGUUCAAGCGCUUUUUGAUU